Messenger RNA from Adineta ricciae, 1137 nucleotides. NCBI's taxonomy places the organism in Eukaryota, Metazoa, Rotifera, Eurotatoria, Adinetida, Adinetidae. The record is from the annotation of a GenBank genome assembly.
AUGGUCCGAAUGAACGACUGUGAAUGUUCUCAAACACCACUUAUCCAACUGUCGCCAUUCAUUCAUCAAGUGGGCGGUCAUUCAUCAAUGUUUCAAUAUGACAAAAAUACAGUCUGUAAAUUACUGGCGCCUGCCGAAUACGAUUUUUAUCAGUCGAUACCCGACAUGCUAAAACCAUUUGCACCCGAGUUUCGAGGUUGCGUGACAGUUCAAUACUAUGAAGAUGAAUUGGGUUAUAUAAAAUUGUUUGCUCGACCGCAGACCAAUUCUCUCGAGAAUCAUCCGUCGUCAAACGAGCAAGAGCAGUCAUCAAUUGCGGACAAAUCAGUACAAUUACGCUGUUCAAAAGAUGGACACGUCGAUUAUUCGAAUAGUUUGGGGAUUGAUACUGUCAAAUAUGAAAAAGGGAAACCAUCAAUGGUUCUAAUCAAUCCUUGGAGUUUACAAUUGUGUAAAAAGCAAGCCGAGAAGUUGCAUCGACAAUUAAUCGGUGACGAAAACGUGACUAUAACGCAGAAGUACAUUUUACUGGAAAAUGUCACAGCGCGAUUUCAUAAACCAUGUAUAUUGGAUUUGAAAAUGGGUAAGCGUCAGUAUGCUGAUGUGGAUUCGGACAAAAAACGGCAAUCGAAGAUACAAAAAUGUGAAUUGUCGACAUCAUCCAAAUUAGGCGUACGGCUGUGUGGCAUGCAGGUUUAUCAAGCCGAUAGUGAUCGGUACAUAUUUACCGAUAAGUACCGAGGUCGGAUGUUAACGGUUGAAGAAUUUCAUUCGUCAUUACGACAAUAUUUUGAUAAUGGAUCUACUCAACGUUUUGAUGUCUUACCAGAAAUCAUCAAGCGAUUAGAAUCUUUAUAUGUAACCAUAAAUUCUUUGUUAAAAUAUCGAUUUUAUAGUGGAAGUCUUUUGAUUGUUUACGAUGGUUCACUGCAAUCGAAUCUGAUUGAUGUACGUAUGAUUGACUUUGCUAAUACGAUACUUGGUACAGUCACAAAUGAUGAAGUAUCAAAUCCUCACGUCGGUCCUGAUAAGGGUUAUCUGUAUGGACUUGAUUGUUUAAUAAGUUCCUUUCGUGGCAUUUUGAAAGAUGAUGAACAUAAACGUGAAAUGAUUUCAAUUGAUGAUUUUGAGAAAUAG